AUGAAGAAGCAAAAGAUGGUUAUAAAGGUGCACCUGAACUGCGACAAAUGCAGAAGCAAGGCCCUCAAAAUGGCGGCAGCGGCAAAGGGUGUGAGUUCAGUGUCAAUAGAAGGGGCAGAUAGAGAUCAAUUGGCGGUGACCGGAGAAGGGACCGAUUCAGUUUGCUUGACUAAGGCGUUGAGAAGGAAAUUUGGCCAUGCCAGCAUCGUAACUGUGGAAGAAGUGAAAGACAAAAAAGAUGCUGAAGAAAAGAAGGAACAGUUCACAAUCCCAUUAUCAUGUUAUUAUCCACCAACCAUGGUUCAUGAAUAUCAAUACGAUAGUGGUUGCGUCAUCAUGUGA
This is a messenger RNA of Abrus precatorius (Indian licorice), 342 nucleotides long. RefSeq names its product heavy metal-associated isoprenylated plant protein 47-like. The transcript is spliced from 3 exons. The record is from RefSeq and is a predicted model, not a curated record. Bases 1 to 342 code for a protein of 113 amino acids. Gene Ontology annotation, molecular function: metal ion binding. NCBI's taxonomy places the organism in Eukaryota, Viridiplantae, Streptophyta, Magnoliopsida, Fabales, Fabaceae.